AUGCCCACCGGCUCACAGCCGUUUGCUCAUAUUCAUAUUCAACGUUGAGCACAUUGUUGUUGUGGCGUGGUGAGGCUCGGGGGUCCGUUUAUUUGUCCGACAGUGCAUCGCCGUCGGUUACCGAGUGUUGUGUUGAUUGUGUGUCCUCGUACCCCGUCGUCUCCGUCUUGUAUACUUGCUGCAGAAUAUAUACAGCAUUCCUCGUAACCGUCCGAGUGUAUUGGUAUGUUUUUGCCGUUCGUCGUGUCUCUGUUGUGAUAGUGUUUUUGUUUAUUUAUUAUUUUUGAUAAUAUUGUUUUUCUUGUUAACACUGUUCGUAUUAUUUUUAAAAUCAAGUGAUUGUGGCAUGACAGUUUUAAUUUUAUUUGAUUCUGUGCAAUUCAGAAAAGCCGUUAUCGGCCAUGGCUUUUGAAUCGGUACAACAGGUGUUCACAGCCACCGUUGGCUUUUGUGCCGAUUUUAAAUUGUCGUUGAACUUGCCCGGUGCGAGUAGAUAAUGUAUUUUAAUCAUUAAGUGAUAGUAACUGUAUUUUUUUUAAUUUGUAAGUGUUCAUUUUUUAUUCUUUACGUUGAAGUGAAGUUUUCAAAGUGUGUUGUAUUCACAAUGGAAGAAGAAGAGAGAUACUAUAUCCACCGUUACAGACGAGAUUUUUUACUCACGAUUACGAUUUUAUUAGCAAUUUUUAUUAGUUCCUCUCAAAGUCAAUCUCUUCAACCACCGCGGUUUAUUACACAGCCAUCAUCUACAAAAAAUUUAGUCAGUGAAGGACAAACUAAAAUGCUUCAAUGUCAAGCUCUUGGUUAUCCGGCUCCCGUUUACAAAUGGCUGAAAGAUGGUAAAGAGCUUGGAGAAUUUUCAACCGACCAAACUUAUCGUAUGUUGAAUACCAAACAAGGUGACGUCGGCACUUACCAAUGCAUAGCAAAAAACGACGUCGGUUCUAUUUUGUCUCAGAAAAUUGACAUUAAUAUUGCGUAUAUGGAAAACUUUAAGGAAAUUGAUGAUCCCAUUGUAAAAGUUGAAAGAGGGCACGCUGCAGUUUUGGAUUGUCCACCAAUUAAGAGCUACCCACCACCUUUGGUUCAGUGGCAAACAGAUGACGGCACUCAGUUGUAUGACAUCAAAUAUGCUUUAGUAGCAGAAUUGCAUCAAUUAGUUGUUUUGUCAGCCUCGGAUUACGAUCAAAAAGCAUACAGGGUAAGGGCUACGAAUCCUCAGUUAGGCAAAGAAGAAAACAGUAAAUUCUUAAGAAUUGAGAUGGCUGGUGGUUCUAAUCAUGGCGAUAUUGCCCCCUAUUUCGUUGUGACUCCUAAAGAAAAACACGUAAUUAAGGGGCACAAAACUACUGAAUUGCAGUGUAUUGCCAAUGCUAGACCAAUACACGAACUGGAAACAUUGUGGUUCAAAGAUGGUAUUCCUAUAGGUAACAUAAACGGUAUCGUGACUGCUUAUAACGAUCCAUGGAACAGAACCCUGUCGUUAAUCAACGCCAAUUUGACAUAUACGGGUCGUUAUACUUGCCAAGUGCGAUUCCGGUCUGGAGGGUAUGCGCCCAUUUCCGCCGACGCCGAUGUUUUCGUUUUAGAACCCCCCGCGUUUGUGGGUAAUCUGAGACUAGAAACUCUGGGUGAGUAUGGUUCUACAGUACGCUUAGGUUGCGAUACCAUUGGAGUUCCUCAGCCAAAAAAAACGUGGUACCGAAAUACCGAAGCUAUUGGUCAAAAUAAUAGGUAUACUAUCGAGGAAGACGGUACAUUAGUAAUAAAAAAAUUAAAUAUCGAAGAUUCUGGUAUGUUCCAAUGUGAAUCUGUUAAUGAAGCCGGGUCAGAUUAUAUCAGCACAUGGUUAAAAGUGAAAAGACAUCGUUUUAAACGUCGAACAAGAAUUUCUUCUGUGUACAGAAUGCAUCCAUGGCUACAUCCCAGUGUCAGAAAAUUACAUUCAACUGGUCCUAUGAUUGAAAAUGAACCUUCAAAUGCAACUGUAUUAGAAGGGAAUGAAGUUAUUUUAUCUUGCAGAGUAAUUGGUGCACCAAAACCAAAUACAACUUGGAUAUUUGGAGAUUUACAUCUUUCUCCUAAUGAAAAAAUACGUAUCUUGGAACAAGGAGACUUAUUUAUAUCUUCAACAAGAGUUCAGGAUACAGGCAAAUACACUUGUAUACGAUCAAAUGAAGCUGGCUCAGUACAAAUGAGUGCAUAUAUAAAAGUUUUAGGAAAGACAUCUAUAAUUGAACCUCCAACAGAUACAAAAGUUUUGUUGGGACAAACUUCAAUUAUGAAAUGUAGGGUUUCCAAUGACCCUACAGUACUUUAUCAAAUUGAUUGGUUUCAUAACAAUAAAAGUAUUGGUGCAGGAAAUGGACGAAUUAAAGUUUCUGGAGAUGGUACCUUAGAAAUAGGAGUUGUUAGGGCAAGUGAUGCAGGUAUUUAUACAUGCUCUGUAUCUUCUCCGGGAGGAGAUGAAAGACGACAUGCUUAUUUAAGUAUACUCGAACUGCCUUAUCCACCUAAUGUAGUCCAAGCUGAACGGGUUGGUCCAAGGUCUGUUAAUGUAUCUUGGACUAUUGGUUUUGAUGGUAACAGUCCAAUACUAAAGUAUAUAAUUCAAAAACGACAAAUUGAAACUCAGUCAUUGCUAGAUCCACUUGUUGAUUGGGUAACUGAACUCACUAAUAUUUCUGCUAAUUCUCGUUUUGUAAUACUGGAAAAUUUAAAAGCAGCCAACACAUAUCAAUUCAGAGUUAGUGCAAUGAAUGCUAUUGGUGAAGGAACACCUUCACAACCUAGUAAUUUUGUAACACUACCUCAACAAGCACCAUCUGGUCCUCCUUUAGGAUUUGUUGGUUCAGCUAGAUCAAAUUCUGAAAUCAUUACUCAGUGGCAACCUCCAUUAGAGGAACACCAUAAUGGUCAAAUUUUAGGAUAUGUUAUAAGAUAUAGAUUACAUGGUUACAUUCAUAGCCCUUGGACUAUUCAUAAUAUAACUAGUAGUGCUCAACAUUAUUAUUUAAUUCAGGAUUUGAUCACAUGGAAAGAUUAUGACCUUCAAGUAGCUGCUUAUAAUAAUAAAGGUGUUGGAAUAUUUAGUGAAAGUAUUCGUAUUAAAACUAAAGAAGGAGUUCCUGAAGCCACUCCCUUAGAGGUAGUGGCUAGACCAUUGAAUAGUACUUCAGUUCAGGUAUGGUGGAAACCUCCCGAUCCUCAAAAAAUUAAUGGUAUUAAUCAAGGAUAUAGAUUACAAGCAUGGAUUGGUGAACGAGUUGAACAUGAAAUGACUGUUGCUCCCAGUCUAUUUGAUCCAUUGGCUCAACAAACCACAAUAUUUGUAAAUCUUCGAAAGUUUAUGGCCUAUAAUAUAACUGUAUUGUGUUUUACUGAUCCUGGUGAUGGCCCUCUCAGUAAUCCAUCAUUAGUUGUUACACAUGAAGAUGUUCCUGAUUUAGUUGGUAGUCUUCAUUUUGAAAAUGUUUCUGAUCGUUCAGUAACUGUAGUUUGGACUGUGCCAGUCCAUACAAAUGGUCAUUUGAUUGCAUAUACUGUCAAUUAUUCUAUUCGUGACCGUCCAGAGUCUGUGCAUUCAAUUAACACAACAUCAGAUAUUACAAGUAUUGUUGUAGACCAACUACAAGCAACUACUCAUUAUAAAUUUGAAGUUUUUGCCUGGACAAAAGUUGGACCCGGUCCAAGUAGAAUGGCUACAAUUCAAUCUGGCAUUGAACCUGUUCUACCUAACCCUCCCAGUAAAUUGGCCAUUACAAAUAUCGAACCAUUUUCAGUUGUACUUCAGUUUACUCCAGGAUUUGAUGGAAACUCUUCAAUUACUAAAUGGGUUGUUGAAGCUCAAACAGCAAGAAAUACUACAUGGUUCACUGUCCAUGAAGAGAGUAGUCCAGAUGCUUCUACUUUAAAAGUUUUACAGCUUGUUCCAUAUACUGUAUAUAGAUUAAGAAUAACUGCUUGGAAUGUUGUUGGCGCUUCUGAGCCAUCAGAGCCAACCAAAGAUUUUCAAACUAUUCAAGCACCACCUGCACACCCUCCCUACAAUGUUACUGUUCGUGCAAUGUCAUCGACUGAACUCAGAGUUCGCUGGAUUCCUUUGCAACAAAGUGAAUGGUUUGGUAAUGGAAAAGGAUACAAUAUAACUUAUAAGUUAUGGAACACAUCAAUUUUACAAACUGUAAUAAUUGAUGACAUUACUUCAAAUUCAUUUGUUCUGGACUCUUUACAAAAAUUUACUCAAUAUGAAAUCACCAUGAAUGCAUUUAAUGAUGUAGGAUCUUCAGUCCCUAGUCCUCCAGCUUAUGAAAGAACCCGAGAGUCAGUGCCUUCAAUGGGACCUGUCCAUGUUAUGGCUAAUGCUACAUCAUCUACAACUAUUGUUGUUAGUUGGGGAGAUGUACCAUCAGAUCACAGAAAUGGAAUAAUUGAAGGAUUCAAAGUAUAUUACAAACCUGGGACUCGAACUGCCUUUCCUAUGCAAAUCAAAGACAUUCCUAAAAAUUCUACAUUUACUACUACUUUGACUGAACUUAAGAAAUUUGUUCAAUAUAAUAUUCAAGUUCUUGCCUAUAGUCGAUUAGGUGAAGGUGCACUGUCUAUACCUCCAGCUAGGGUACAGACUUUUGAAGAUGUACCUGGUAUCCCUUCAAAUGUUUCUUUCCCAGAUGUUACUUCAACAACUGCAAGAGUUAUUUGGGAUGUUCCUACAGACCCCAAUGGAGAAAUAUUAGCUUAUCGUGUUACUUAUCAACUUCACAAUAAUGAUGGGUCUAAUUAUUCUCAAGAAUUUCCAGCUUCUGGCAGAACUUUUACAGCUACAAAUCUCAUACCAGAUCAGAACUAUAUGUUUACAAUAACAGCUCAAACACGUUUGGGUUGGGGUAAAAGUGAAUCUGCUCUAGUUUUUACAUCAAACAAUCGUGAAAUUCCUCAAGCUCCAUCAUCUCCUCAAAUAAGUCGUAGUCAAAUCCAGGCAACACAAAUUACAUUUAGUUGGACUCCUGGACGUGAUGGUGAUGCACCCUUAAGGUAUUAUACAGUUCAAAAAUCUGAAGAUACUGGACCUUGGACAAUAAUUCCUGAACGUUUGGAUCCUUCAUUUACAUCCUAUACAGUACAAGAUCUUUUGCCUUUUACUCUAUAUCGAUUCCGUAUUCAAGCUACUAAUGACAUUGGUCCUAGCAGUUUUAGUCAUGAAUCUCCUCAAGUUAGAACUUUAUCUGCUCCUCCCAGCCGUAUGGUUAGUAAAGUACAUGUCAUUCCUAUAACAACUACUAGUAUUCGUGUUAGCUGGGGCCCAGUGCCACCCCAAUAUUGGAAUGGUGAUACUCAAACAGGAGGAUAUAAAGUUUUAUAUCAACCUGUGUCUGAUGUUCCUGUAGCACUACAAACUAUUCCAAGUCAAAUAAUUUUGGGAACUAAAGAGAACUCACUUGUUGUUGGUGAUCUAGUUCGCGAUAGAAACUAUGAUAUUAUUGUAGUACCAUUUAACUCUCAAGGGAAUGGACCACCUUCUACGCCAGUUCCAGUUUAUGUUGGAGAAGCUGUACCUACUGGUGAACCUAGAAGUGUUACUGCAUUUUCUGUAUCAUCAACAGAAGUACGUUUAUCAUGGGAACAUCCUCAACAAAAUCAACAAAAUGGAGAUUUAUUAGGAUAUAAAAUAUUUUACAUAGUUACUGAUUCUCCAAAUGAGCAUAGGAUUGAGGAGGAAACUGAAGUUGUCCCAGCUACUUUCACUAGUCAUAGUUUGGUAUUUUUAGAUAAAUAUACUGAGUAUAAAAUUCAAAUAUUGGCCUUUAAUCCAGCUGGAGAUGGACCUAGAUCUACCCCAGUUAUAGUUAGAACUCAUCAAGGAGUACCAGGACCACCAACUGACCUUAUGUUUAGUGAAAUUACAAUGAACAGUCUUAAGGUUUCAUGGACUUCACCUAAACGAAAAAAUGGUCAACUUUUAGGUUAUAUAGUUACUUAUGAAACUGCCGAACAAAACGAACGUUUUAGCAAACAAGUAAAACAAAAAGUAAAUCAAACCUGGCUUCUUGUUCAACCUUUAGAAGAAGAAGUUACUUAUACUUUUACAGUUAGAGCACAAACAAUUGAUUUUGGAGUAGCAGUACGAGGCAAUGUAACAACUGGCCCUCAACCUGGUUCACCUACUAGUCCACGUGAUUUAUCACUUAUAAGAACUGUGUCAAGUGUUGAUUUAAAAUGGGUGAAUGGUGCAUCGGGGAAAGGACCAAUUCUUGGAUAUUAUGUACAAAGUCGACGAAAAGCUAUUCAAGACUGGGAACAUUAUGAUACACGUUGGGUGACUGUUACAAAAAGUAAUAGUGGACCACUUGAUGAAUUUUCUGUAUCCUAUCAAAGCUUGCUACCAUCUACAUCAUAUUUAUUUAGAAUUGUAGCAUACAAUGAACAUGGUAUCAGUUAUCCAGCUUAUUGUGAUGAUGUUGUUUUAACACCAUCAAAAUUGUACUUAGAAUAUGGUUACUUACAAAUGAAACCAUUUUAUAGGCAAACUUGGUUUAUGGUUGCCUUAGCAGCUGCAUCUUUGGUUGUAUUAAUUAUGGUCAUAGCUAUAUUAUGUGUGAAAAGUAAAAGUUAUAAAUAUAAACAAGAAGCACAAAAAACAUUAGAAGAAUCAAUGGUGAUGGAUAUAGAUGAUAGGCAACAAUUAGCUUUAGAACUUCAACGAACACGAAUGUCAAAUAAUAACACUUUAAGCCGAAUGUCUAUGCACAAUACUUUACAUCAUUCUCUGCAUAGGCAUAAACCACCUAUUGGAACUCUAGGCAAAUCUCCUCCUAGACCUUCACCAGCAAGUGUUCCUUAUCAUAGUGAUGAUGACAGUGUAAAAGGUUAUGAUGAAAAUCCUGAUGAUAGCUCAGUAACAGAAAAACCUUCUGAAAUUAGUUCUACUGAUUCUCAGGGAUCUGAAAGUGAAAAUGAGAGUGUAAGAUCAGAUCCGCAUUCAUUUGUUAACCACUACGCCAAUGUUAAUGAUUCACUUCGACAAUCAUGGAAACGGCAAAAACCUGUCAGAAAUUACUCUAGUUAUACAGAUUCAGAACCUGAAGGAAGUGCUGUUAUGAGUCUUAAUGGUGGACAAAUUAUAAUGAACAAUAUGGCUAGGUCCCGUGCACCUUUACCUGGAUUCUCAUCAUUUGUAUAAUUUUUUUUAUAUAAGUGCCAUCUUUACCAGUCCGUCCAUGAUUAUUUAAUUAACUAAUUUCAUUAUUUACUUAUUAAGUUAGAGAUGUAUGCCAAUUUUAUUUUUAACUUAAACAUGACUGCGAGUUAGCCAAAUUCAUAAGUUGUGUUUUUACUUUCUUACUAGAAUAAUAGACUGAUAAAAUUAUCAUUUUUACAUAGUUCUAUUAUUUGGUAUGAUCUCAAUCUAUAUUAUUUUUGAAAAAAAUUUGAUUACUUAAUUUCUUGACUACUUUGAGCACAUCUAAAAUUUAAAUAAGACUGAGUCUUGUAAAAUUUUAAUUAAAACUGUUUAAUCAUGUAUAGAAAAUAUUUUAAUAGUUGAUUUCUAUUAUAACUUUGUUAGCUUCAUUGAAAUGUUUCAUAUGGAUUGCAGGACAAACAAUUUAGUAUUUAAAAUGCCAUAAUUUUAAUUUAAAUAGGUUUUAAACUAAGAAAAAUAAUAGGUAGUUCAUAGUUAUAUUGAUCAUGAUUAGACUGAUACUUAACUAAAACCAUAAGUUUCAAUCUUCUUUUAUUUUUGUAAUGUUUCAACUUAUAUAAUGAACUGAUUUUUUUUAUCCUUCCUGUACAUUUUACUUAGAUUAUUUGAAUGUUUUAAGUAUCCAAAUCAUAUUUUCUUUUUAAAUUCCAACAUCUUAUCAUAAAUUUAUUUAAAAAUAAUUUAUUUGUUACUAUAAUAAACAUUCAAAACAUGAUAUUUUCAUAUGUGAUACAUUUGAACAUUUAACUGCCCUUAAUUAGAUUAAUUUACUUUAAGUUAUCAUCCUUAAAUAUAAUAUUCAACAAAUAUUUGGUUACUUACUUACUGCAGUAAAAUAAUCGAAGUAUUAUUAUAUUUAUAGAUUUUUUUUUGUGUACAAACACAUGUAAUGUCAACUAGAAUAGAUCAAUUGUGAAAUAUUUUUUAAAAUAAUGUGCUGAACGUUUAUUGAAUAUUAUUGGUUACUGUAAUUAAAUGAGUAUUAUUUUUCUAGUUAGUAAAACAAUUAACAUGAAAUUACAUUGACAAAUUAUUUUUUUUGUUACAAUGCUAUUUUUAUAAUUUAUAGUCACUUACAAGCUCUUGAAAUUUAACAUUAAAAUUAUUUUUUAAAAUGUUAAAUUUCGAUUGAACACUAAAUUAUUGAGCUGCAUAAUUAAUUAUAUUACACUCAUUAAUAUACUAUUAUUGAUGACUACCAUUUGAUAAUAUUGAUGAAUCAAACUUAUUAAGAGAUAUAAAAAUAUCUUAUACUUGUGUGUUUUCUAUCAAAAACAACUUUUGUUACUUAAUUAUAAUGUUUUUAAUUCCACUGAUUGUGUUGAUAUUUAUUUGUAUUUAUAUAAGCGACUUUUGUUUUGUAAAUAAAUAAGUGAAUAUUUGUAUAUUUAUGAAUUAUUAUGUGAAAUAAAAGAUUUCAAUACAACUUUA
Molecule: messenger RNA, 8629 nt
Organism: Daktulosphaira vitifoliae (grape phylloxera)
Lineage: Eukaryota; Metazoa; Arthropoda; Insecta; Hemiptera; Phylloxeridae
Gene: sdk
Product: protein sidekick
Exons: 32
Coding region: 605-7177 (2190 amino acids)
Biological process (GO): cell-cell adhesion
Molecular function (GO): protein binding
Source: RefSeq, a predicted model, not a curated record